Messenger RNA from Hypomesus transpacificus, 2831 nucleotides. Its product is annotated as asialoglycoprotein receptor 2-like. Bases 314 to 1594 code for a protein of 426 amino acids. The record is from RefSeq and is a predicted model, not a curated record. Lineage: Eukaryota; Metazoa; Chordata; Actinopteri; Osmeriformes; Osmeridae. The transcript has 11 exons.
UAUUACUUUCUUACUUAUUAUAGUCUUUCUAAUGACCAUUUCUGAUAAUGCCUCUGAUGCUGGAACAUGCUUUUGAUCAAUGUGUGUAGAUUCAUUAGUGGUAGUAAAAUAGUUGACAUUUAUUUUAAUCAUCCCAGGAAACAGGAAGGCAUGUGUUUGACUUGUGAGUUGAGAAAUCUCCAAAAGGGAGUUUUUGGUGUUGACCACAAGAGAGAUGAAGACUAGGGAGGAGUUGUUCAGAUUGUCACCUUGUAGAACCCAGUUGUUAAACAAAAUUUCUGAAUAUUACUAGUUGGUUAAUUGAGCGUGAAUCAUGGAGAUGGGUGAAUAUGUAAAUGUACCUGAGGCGAAAAAGAAGAUCUUAGACACUCGACCAUUACCAGGAAGUUGGGUCAUCACAGUAGUCGCUGUGAGCUUUGGGCUGCUGUGUGUCCUGCAAGUGUCCCUCAACAUCUCUCUACGCCUCAUCUAUUGGAGAAAUUGGACGGACGAGUCACAAAUUAACCAGACUGAGGAGAUAGACCAAUUACAAAUCAGUUAUGAUAAACUGUCCAAUGAAAAAGGAAUGUUACAAAUCAGUCACAACAGCCUUGAAAACGAGAAAAAAACAUUACAGACGGAGAUAAUGAAAUUAAAUUCCAGGAUAAGGUCAUGUACACUGUGUGACCACGGAUGGACAAGGCUGGACUCCAGCUGUUACUACAUCUCAACUGAGCAGAAGACCUGGGAGGAGAGCCGUCAGGACUGCACACAAAGGGGAGCACGAUUGGUGAUCAUAAACAGUGAACAGGAACAGACAAUUCUGACUGAACUGAAACUACGUGUCUGGAUUGGUCUAUCUGACAUCUCAAAAGAAAUAUGGCAAUGGGUGGAUGGUUCCUCAGUGAGCAAUGUGUACUGGACCGUGGGAGAGCCUAACAACUUUGAGGGAAAUCCAGAAGGUUGUGUUGAAAUUCGACCACUGAGGGAUGAUAAUAAUAUAAUGAAUUGGAAUGAUGAACGAUGUCACUUCCGAAGAAACUGGAUUAAUCCAAUAAUAUCAGCAAGUAUCAUGGAGAUGGAUCAGUGUGUAAAUGUACCAGAGGGGAACAAGAAGAACACAGAUACAGGACCAUCACCAGGGAGUAAGCUCUUCACAGUAGUCGCUGUGAGCUUUGGGCUGCUGUGUGUCCUGCAAGUGUCCCUCAACAUCUCUCUACGCCUCAUCUGUAGCUUAUGUGACCACGGAUGGACAAGGCUGGACUCCAGCUGUUAUUACAUCUCAACUGAGCAGAAGACCUGGGAGGAGAGCCGUCAGGACUGCACACAAAGAGGAGCACGCUUGGUGAUCAUAAACAGUGAAAAGGAACAGGAACUUCUGACUCUAUUGAACAUACGUGUUUGGAUUGGCCUGUGGGACAAGGACUCAAAUCGAGUGUGGAAGUGGGUGGAUGGUACCUCACUGGGCAAUGGAAGGUACUGGAAAGUUGGAGAGCCUAAUAACUAUAGGGGAGCGUCAGAGGACUGUGUCGAGAUACGACCAGAGAAUGAUGGAUUAAUUAAUUGGAAUGAUGACACAUGUUCCUUUCAAAAGAACUGGGUUUGCGAGCAUUAAGAUUUACACUGUGUCAUGGUGGCAGGGAACAUAGUGCGUGCUGUAACUGAGGAUGACAUUCAGAAGAGAAAGGGAGAAAUAUAUUUUAUUAAAAAGUGCAAAAGUUUUACUCUUUAAUCCAGUGUUCUGGUGUGUAUGCAUACAUCCACACACCAGGGGAAUUCCACAGCUUAGCCACAGCUCAAAAUGGUCCUAAACAAAAACUCUGUUGGCUUUAUAUAUGAAUGAUUGUGAAUUGUUGGUAAAUACUCAACAAUGUUAAUGUACCUACUGAGAAAGGAUCCCUUUGUUUAGCGGAGUAAUGUGUAGCGGGGUGUGGUCGUUUAAGAAUAGAUACACAUCAUCUAUAAUCAAGUAUUGAGUUAUCGGGGAACCACCACACCCUGCUACUAAUCCUACUAAUGUCUGAAUGCUAUAUCUGGAAACAAAUCUCGACAACAUGUUACAAGGGAAAGUACAUGAUGCUUGAUUAAUGCUUGCUUGGAGAGUAACUAAACAGUCCCACCUGUAGUUGUAUUCCACCUCUUCCUAUUAACUCAAGGUGCUUUCAGGUUGUGGGUGGAGGAUUUUUUUCAUGAAUAAUCCUUUUGGGGCUUACAGAAACACUUGAAAGAAUUCCUUCCAUCUCAGUGAUGAUGUACACCAAAAGAGCAUCUCUAUGUCAACAUGUUUUUCAAAUGUUUAUCACUAGGGCAAAAAGAUCUGGGAUUUACCAAAAAAUUAACCACAAACAAUAUUUGUUUACAUUGCAAACAAUGAAUGGAGUAAAAGACCAGGACUUAGUGUUUAGUUACUCUUAAAUGUGCAGACUUUAAUGUUAAAAUCAGCACUUUCAACAGCCCUCUGUCUGUUUGAAAGUUAAAUUACUUUCAAGGAAACUUGCUGCACCUGCUGCGACCUGCAACUCAAUCAUCUUAGAUGAUUAAAUCCUCCUUGCCUUGUGAUCAUAAAUAAAUAACUACAUGAGAAAAGAUGACAACACAUUUUGUAAUAACUCACACACAAACUGUCACAGACUUUUUCUUGAUUACCUAUGAGAAAAAUAAAUGAUACCAUUAAAUUCCAACAGCUGUGAUUUUAGAAAACACAACCUAUUUCAUUCCAUUCCAAGAAUCUCUGACCAAAUUGUAUGUACAUUUUACGUUCCCAUGUCAUAUAAUGCUUUCAAACGUACCUAGCAGCAGAAAAUAUCAGAAUAAAUGUCUGAAAUAUGCAUAAAGGCUACAAAUCAAAUUUA